Molecule: messenger RNA, 4005 nt
Organism: Dacryopinax primogenitus
Lineage: Eukaryota; Fungi; Basidiomycota; Dacrymycetes; Dacrymycetales; Dacrymycetaceae
Exons: 7
Coding region: 1-4005 (1334 amino acids)
Biological process (GO): nucleotide-excision repair
Cellular component (GO): nucleus
Molecular function (GO): single-stranded DNA binding; DNA endonuclease activity
Source: RefSeq, a predicted model, not a curated record
AUGCCCAUAAACCUAUGGAAGCAGGGCAAAUUCAUUGUCUUCGGAGGCGCGCUCAUUUGGGUCUGUGAUGCAAUGGGCGCGUUCUCCCAAGCUCUUGCGACUCCCGGAUGGACACGUGCCACGGCACUGCUCGCAUCUGCGUUAGGCGGGCUGACAACCCUGCUCCUGUUGUAUCUCAUUGCCGUGUUGCCUCGAAUAAGGGGCACUAAUCCUGACUGGACGCAAUGGCGACAAUCAUCUGAUCUUUCUGUAAUCAUUCCGGUCCUCGAAACGCUCGAAGGCAAAGUCCUCGCGAUCGAUUCGUCGAUCUGGAUCUACCAGUUCCAGGCCACGAUGCGCGAUAAGGAGGGCCGAGGUCUUGUAAAUGCUCACGUUCUUGGAUUCCUUCGUCGGAUUUGCAAAUUGUUGUACUAUGGUGUCAAGCCUGUGUUCGUCUUCGAUGGUGGGGCACCGGCGCUGAAGCGGGUCACUAUCACUGAGAGGAAGAAGAGGAAGAGAGGAGCUGCAGAGAGUCACGCGAAGUUGGCCGAGCAACUGCUGGCGGCCCAGAUGAGGAAGGAGGCUCUUGCCCACGUCGCUGCUUCCACAUCGCCUGCUGCUUCAGCUGGGAACGCAGGUGUCCUUGAUGAUGGAACCGUGUACUUGGAGGAUUACGACAACCGAGCAGCCCCCCUCCCCUCCGGCACAACAACCGCGCCUGACGAGAGCCGUCAGUCUGACCGUGCUGAUAAAGAUGCUGAGGCAAGGAAGAAGCGGGAGAAGUACGCAAAUAUGGACCCAUACGCUCUUCCAGACGUGGACCUCGAGGCAACAAUGUCAGCCAAAGCGAAUGCACAGAAGCCUGAUCCGCGGCUGGCAACAGAAGAGGAGAUGCGUGCUUUCAUCGACGAAAUGCGACCGGAUGAUUUUGAUAUCACUUCCCCCGCGUUCCGCGAACUACCGACAGAGGUCCAGUACGAGAUUAUCGGAGAUCUACGCCUUCGCUCAAGACAAACGAGUUAUAAAAGGCUGGAGAGCAUGCUGCGUAAUUCUCGAACAUCACUCGAUUUCUCUCGAGCUCAGAUCCAAAACUUGAAGGAACGCAAUAGCCUCACCCAACAGCUCUUGUUGACUGCCGAGGGUGUAGGCAAGGUCAUCGAUCAUCAUCUAACAAUUCCGGUGCGGGUUGCCAGUGAGCGAAACCGGGAAUAUGUCUUGGUGAAGAACCAAGGUGCGGAAGGCGGUUGGGUACUUGGAACACGAGAAACCGGCACUAAGGAUGCCCCCAUCGUCGUUGAGGACAAUCCUGUGAAAUUGGAGGAUGACGAAAUCGACCUCCAGCGGGCGAGCGCGCUCUACGAUCCCGAUCAUCGGGAAUACAUGAGGUCCCAAGCGUUAUCAGCUCUCGCUGAGCGAUACACCCCCAAGAAGCCGGAGAGAAGUACUACACAGACGUCCAGCAUCAUCCCAUCCUUUGGACCCGCGCCGUUACCCGGCAGUGAGCCAUUGUUCGAAACGAACGAAGUCACCCAGGUCGAAGAUGAAGAAGACGAAUGGGUCGAAGAUGAAGACCUAGCCAUGGCACUCGAAAUGUCUAUGCAGCCUGGCACCGCUUCUCAAUAUCCAGACAAUUCCCACGUAGUUGACAAUGAAGAGGAUGAGGAACAGGAAGAUGACAUGGAGUUGGUUCUCACAGAUCUGCCCACAACUGCGCCUGAGCUGUUGCAAUCUGAUACUCUCGACCGUCCGGACUUCGAAUCUCUGUCUCUCUCGCCGUCGCCGUCGCCGGAGCGAGCAUUUGUUCACCAAACCCCUGCUGAAAAGGCGGGCUCCAAAAUACAACAUGCUACUGCCUUUGUACAUGACACGUUCAAGUCGCAUCCAUUGAUAUCCAAGCAUUCCCCCACGCGUGUAUCACCAUUCAUAUCCCAAUCGCCCACGAGGCCCCCCAUUUCACCACAUGCAUCAGAAUCGCGCCCAGUUGUAUCACCAGCUAAUAGCAAGCCGUCCACGCCUAUACGACCUACGUCAAGUUUAGCCCGGCAAUCCCCUAUAUUUGCGUCUCCAUCGGAAUCCAGACCUUCCCUGAGACAGCGAAGCUCGAGCUCUCCGUUUGAAGACUCGGUUUCCGGAACUCCGAUCUUCCGCCCUCGGUCGCGGCCCACGCUUUACGAACCUAUCCCGGUGGGUGCGCUUCCGACGAGCGGCGCGUCUCGCACACCACUCAGCCAAACGUUGAACAGCGAACAAUCGCCGCUCAAACCGGUUGUGAUGUCGCCUACCCUCCUUGAUAAAGGGAAGGGACCCGAAUUACAACGGAAAUCUUCUCGAGAGAUUCAGUCACCUCUUAGCCGAGUGGUUCAUUUUCCGGAUGCAGAACACAUAUUUUCCCCAUCAACAGAGCUGGCACGUCAACCAUCAUUUUCUCAGGAAGCUCCACGGCUUCAGUCAUCAUCCAGGCCAUCACAGUUAUCCAUGCACUUUGAGCGGGAAGAGCUUGCUAGACACGCCUCCCCAUCUCCUAUCCCGAACCGCUCCGAUUCGGUACGGCCGUCGACUGUUGAGUCUCUCCCAAGUUCAUCGAAGGCUGCAGUACCUUCGAGUGGACAGGUGCUUGAACCUGUUGUCCCAAAUAGAUUAGCAGCAGGUGCCCCACUCGAGUCAGGGGUUUCUGAUGAAGAGGAGGAGGAAUUCGCGUGGUCGCGCUCUCCGUCACCUGUCCAUGGCGGUGAAGACAGUCAACAGCCGCCUGAGGACUGGGAUGCAGCCGAGGAAAUGGAUCCAGAAGCUGAGGAAAAUGAAUUCGCCCAUUUCAUGUCAGAGGUCAAAGGCAAAGACAUCGACUCGAUGCAGCGGGAGAUUGAUGAGGAGAUAAAUACCUUGAAUCAACAACGGAGGGCUGCGCUUGUUGCUUCGGAAGACGUGACCUUGCAAAUGAUUACGCAGAUUCAGAACAUGCUUCGUCUCUUUGGUAUCCCAUAUACUGUUGCGCCGAUGGAGGCUGAGGCCCAAUGUGCUGAACUCGUCCAGCUUGGUCUGGUGGAAGGAAUCAUCACCGACGAUUCUGACGUGUUCUUAUUCGGCGGUCUUCGUGUCUUCAAGAACAUGUUCAAUCAAUCCAAGACUGUCGAAUGCUUCUUGUUAUCGGAUCUGGGCCGAGAACUGAGCUUGGAUCGUGAUAAGCUCAUUCGACUGGCCUAUCUCCUUGGUAGCGAUUAUGUCGAUGGCUUACCCAAGGUUGGACCUGUUGUUGCCAUGGAGUUACUCAGGGAAUUUCCUGGGGAGGAUGGCCUGCACAAGUUCAAAGAGUGGUGGGUAAAGGUUCAAAGCGGUAAAGACAAGCCCGCAGACAAUGCAACACCCUUCCGGCGUAAGUUCAAGAAGCGCUAUAAAGAUCUCUAUCUUCCCGUCGACUGGCCCAAUAGUAAUGUUCGUGAUGCAUAUUCUCAUCCCACAGUGGAUGAGUCAACCGAACCUUUCAAGUGGGGCUUGCCAGACCUGGAUGCGAUGCGUGUGUUCCUUCGCGAUGAGCUUGGAUGGAAUGCAAGUAAAGUGGACGAGACGCUGUUGCCUAUCAUCCGAAAGGUCGGCCAACGUGGCAAGGCUGCUCAAGCAAACAAACAGGGAACUCUGACUUCGUUUUUCGAUGUCUCGGUUGGGACUGGUGCAUAUGAGCCCCGGAAACGACAGGCGUAUUCCAGCAAGCGACUGCAAAAGGUUGUUUCCGACUUCAGGAAGGAACAAGCACGAAUGGAGGAAGAACGGCAAAGUCUACCUCCAGAGGAUCAAGAAAGUCAGCAAAAGAAAAGAAAGGCUAAGAAACCUACAAAUGGAGAGGCUCCAGCUCACAAGCGGAAACGCGGUCAGAAGGGACGAUCCACUCCUGACCCCUCUGCAGCAGAGCCUGCAGCACAGUCACCACACUCAGUCACACCUGAGGAACGCACGCCUUCGGCGAGCAAGGCGCGACCGAAACCCCGUAAAGUCCCGAAAGGUGAUGAUGAAUAUGUACCUGGAACGCAGUAA